ACUCUAGCUCCACCUUCUUCUCGCCAAUCAUGGCAGCCCUGUAUGAGGGAUACACGUUGUGCGGAUUAAUCCCCGAUCAAAGUAACUCCAGUUCGGGUAUCGAUGGCAUCGAAGAGGAACGAGACAGCGACCACGUGAUUGUCACUGACUCCAACAGAUCGGUGACUCUGUACAAGGUGUCAGACCAGAAGCCACUGGGCAGCUGGACAGUAAAACAAGGACAAACCCUGACCUGCUCAGCAGUUUUCAACUCAAUAACCAACGAAUAUGUGGUUGUGUCUGACCACAAGGUAAUUAGGAUUUGGAAGGAAGGAGAUCUCGUAUUAGACAAGACCUUUAAAGCAACCGUGAAAGCAGACAUUUGGAAGGUGCACUGUGCUGCUGGCGGACAGCCCGUGGUCCUGUUUCGGAGAGGAGCGGUCAGACACCUGGAGGAUCUGCUCAGUGCUCCCCAGCAGCCAAUAGAGGAUGUCUUGGCUGAAGAUGAAGCAAUCAGGUGGAGCACCUCCAUUGUAGUGGAGGCUCAACAGUUUGUCCUCUUCACAACUGAACUGGGAGGAGAAAACUUCUUCUACCUGCAGAGGCUGAACCCAAAUUCUCUACACAAGUACCACCUGGAGAGAGAGGAGCCCGGCCUUCUCCCGCUCAGUGUCUCUGCCUCCUACAAGGACGAACACAUCAGUCUGCUUUGUCUAUACCCUAACGGCUUUCUGUACCGAAGCCUCAUCUCGGUGCGGGGCCCGGCGCUCGAUGGGGCGGCCCAGGCUCCUCUGCCGCUGCCACGGAGCCGGGUGAUGAGUCUUCCCGUCGGCGAGGGUCUGUUGAAAGCUGCAUCCGUCCUUUUCCUGGAUGAUUCCCACAUUGCUGCCGUGGGGGCACAUCACCCUUCUGCCGGAGCCGACUUUCUUUGCAUAUGGAACAUCAAUUUUCAGACCCUUCAAGCUGGAAAAGAAAUGGGGGGUAAAAUUUACGGACAGCUGUGGAGCUAUUCAAACAAGUUCUUCAUCCCGCAUGGAAAGCGGCUCUCGGUCAUUCCAUUCUCAUGCCACAAAUCCUCUCUGGCCUCUGCUCUGGGAAAACUAAGGCAAACCAGGCCUGAAGAGUCCAAAUGUCCGACUUUUGUGCCGUCUUGGAACAAUGCCCUCCACGAAGAGAAAGCUCAACUCUCGAAAACAGGGGAGACCAGGAAGACGAGAUCGACUCGUAAAACGCAGCCAUCAGUUAGCCUAACAGCUGAGCAGGUGCUAGAACUCAUUAAGACGGCACCAGUGGAGGAGGUCCAAAAGGAGGUGGAGGAACUCCUGUCCAGGCAAGACGUCCAGGAUCUCCAGCUCCAGCUGGGAAAGCUGGUAUCCAUCCUCGUCUGUCGGAGCCAGGCCGAUCCAAAGUUCUACACACACGGCACGUUUGUGCAGCUGGUGGAAAGCAAGUUCCUCUGCCACAGUGUGUGUCCUGACCUUCUGCCCUUGGCCCUGGAGAGGAAAGAUUACUUCUUGUGUCAAAUUUGCUUGCUGUUUUUCCCGGACAUCCCAGAAGCGCUCACCUGCAGCUGCCUCAAAGCAUUCAUCUGUUUACCAGAUGUAGAUGCAGAGAAGAUGAGUUUGGAGCCUGAUAGUGUCUCCUUCAUGGACGCUUUAAUAACACAAGAGCAUUCCCAGGAUGACCUGCAGAAUGGUUUUAGCCCGUCCUCCAGGCUAGAGGACCAUUCAAACACUGUCGACGACCAGCAGAUGAGAGAAGGCAGAGAGAAAAGCGCAGCUAUUCAAGGGCCGGUCUGCCCCGUUGGGUCACAUAAGGCAGCUCUAUUAAAUGAAAUCUUGCAGACGGCAUACAGCGACACUUUCCUCCUCCCACACCUGAAGGAUCUCUGCCCACAACAUGUCCUUCUCUUCCUUCAGUACCUGCAUUUCCUCUACCUGCGUUAUUCCCAAGAUACUUUACCACAGGCGCACAGCUUGAGAGCACCAAGUCUUCAACAGAUAAUGGACUGGAUUUGCAUGAUGCUGGACGCGCAUUUUACGGUGCUGGUGAUGACUCCAGAAGCUAAAGGUUUUCUGCUGAACCUCCACGGUUUUGUUCGGUCUCAGGUGAAGCUGUUCUCUGAACUUGGAAAGAUAGAGGGCAGUCUUCAGGAACUACAGAAGAUGAAGCAGAAGCAAGAUGUCAGACAAUACUCAAUCGAAGUCAUUGAGAUAUUUUAGAAAGUAUGCAAAGAAAUGUUUUGGUGAACUGUAAAUUCCAGUGUUUUACAUUCAAUUGAUUCAAGGCUAUAGUUGUCUGGAUGGGCUUGACCUACUGUUUUGCUGUUUGACCCGCUAAAUGAAAAAACACUGCCAAUUUAAGUGUCCAUGGAAGAGUUUGAAGAUGGUAAAAAUUGUUUGAUUCACAGUUCACUCACAGGCUGGAUUUGUUUCUUGUAGAAAACAUCUGCAAAUUGUCACCUGCAAAGUGACAUUUCACGCGACAAUGAAUAGCAUUGUCCAAUUCUGACCGCAAAUCUGUUUUUAACUAAAAACUUUUUAUUGUAAAUUAUGUUUUGGAUAUAAAUGUAUUAAAAGUAAAAGUUCA
This is a messenger RNA of Oryzias melastigma (Indian medaka), 2568 nucleotides long. RefSeq names its product nucleolar protein 11 (gene nol11). The record is from RefSeq and is a predicted model, not a curated record. Gene Ontology annotation, cellular component: nucleolus; nucleus. The transcript is spliced from 18 exons. Bases 30 to 2201 code for a protein of 723 amino acids. Lineage: Eukaryota; Metazoa; Chordata; Actinopteri; Beloniformes; Adrianichthyidae. Gene Ontology annotation, molecular function: RNA binding; protein binding. Gene Ontology annotation, biological process: maturation of SSU-rRNA.